Molecule: messenger RNA, 5049 nt
Organism: Drosophila miranda
Lineage: Eukaryota; Metazoa; Arthropoda; Insecta; Diptera; Drosophilidae
Product: serine protease filzig
Exons: 8
Coding region: 1-5049 (1682 amino acids)
Biological process (GO): proteolysis
Molecular function (GO): serine-type endopeptidase activity
Source: RefSeq, a predicted model, not a curated record
AUGUUUAAGUGGGUUACGCCGGCCUCAGCGGCGACAUUGUCCCGCACAACAACAGCAGCAGCGUCAACCAGAACAGCGUCAACCGCAACUACAAGAACAACAAGACCACAACUACUUUCCAUCGCUUUAACAAGUUUAAUAAUAAUAGUCGCAUCGUCUGUGCCGACAACAAGUGGAUUUAGAUCAAUUGAAACGAAUGGCGGCGCUGGACGCAAACUGUUUGGCGGCUACCGCAUCACCCCCAAGCACUGCCGGGCCACGAAGACGCUGCCCAGCUCCGAUCCCCGCGCGAAUGGCCACACAAUCUGCAUGUUCAAUCACGAGUGCGCCCAACGGGGCGGCGAGGUGGUGGGUGCCUGCAUGGAUGGCUUCCUGUUCGGGGCCUGCUGCCAGAUCCCACCCACUCACGAGCUGGCCAGCACUCUGAUCAAUGAGGCACAGAACGCCUACCUCCAGCAGCACCAACAGCAGCAGCAGCACCAGCACCAGAAGUUGCAGCAGGCGGCGGAGUCCUCCUACGAGCAGCACCAGCAGACGCUGAACAGAGCUGAGCAGACGGCGCCGCAGCCCCCUCAGAAUAUCUACGAUCAACAGAACCUGAACAAGGUCUACCAGCAGUUGAGCAGCAUCAGCGCCAGUCCCAGCAGCAGCAGCAGCAGCCCUCCCAGCAACAACUACAGCGUGGAGCAGGAGCAGGAGCCGGAACCGGAACCGGAGCCCCAGCCAGAGCCAAAGCCCGAGCACCCCAAGAACGAGCUUGUGUAUGGCAGCAGCACCUCCACAGAGGUAUCCACACAGUCGCAGUCAUCGUCCUCUAGCAUUGAGUUCGAGCAGGAGCCACCUGCUCAGCAGUCGGCCAACGAGGUGAUCAUUCAAACUGAUCUCAAUGUGCAGAAGGUUCAGCAACAGCAGCAGCAGCAGCAGCAGACCAUUCUGCCACCCACUGUCCAUGUGCACAAGCACUCGGUGACCAUUAACUCGCCCUCGUCGCCGCCGCAAAACGAUGACUUUGUGAUGCAGGUACUCAGCACCUUGCCCCCGGAGCAUGCCGACGAUCAUCGCAUCUUCUUCACCACGGAAGUGCCCAUGAAGAUAGCCAGCGGCUUGCAGGAGCAGACCAGCUCCGAGUCCAGCUCCUUCGAGGAGGCCCCGGCCACGACGCCAGCCACAAAAAAACCCACAGUGAAGCCAAAGCCAAAGCCCAAGCCGAAGCCCGUGCCUCAGUUGGCGGAGACCAUGAAGCGACCCAUCCACCAGCAGCAGCAACAGCAGCAGCAACAGCAGCAGCAACAGCAGCAACAACAGCAGCAGCAGACAGCGAAACCUCAUCCUCAGCCGAAGCCUACGAAUGUGCACCAUCACAAUCAUCUCAUACUGGACGGAGGAGAGUUCACCCACAGCGACAUCACCCAUCCGGGAGCCGAUGCCGAUCUCGUCGAGGAUCUGCAGUUCUCCACCGGCUACGGACCUCAGCCUCUAUACGCGGAUCCGCCACAACAGGUGAAACAGCAGCAGCCGGCAGAACAGAGCUACAUUUCCAAGCGGCCAGCAGCAGGCACCACAGUUUCCUCGAUCACCACCUACGUGGACUCCAUCGAGUCGAUCAUCCUGCAGCUGAACAACACCAGCCAUGGACUCAGCUACAAUGUCGUCAGCCAGCAGACGUCCACGUAUGGCUAUGGAGGCCAGACUGCGGCUCAUAGCGAGGCUCCAGCAGAGGCGAUCACUGCCCAACCACCGCCUCCCAGCUACUACCAGGAGAGCGCAGCCAGUGAGGCAGAAAAGGUCCAGGACUACGGCUACACGACUACAAUCAACUACGAUGCCAUCUACGACAAGGUGUCCGAGGAGCUGGAUGCAUUCGCAGCAGCCAGCCAGUCGGCUGAGUCGCAAACAGAGCGUCCCGGCUACGGGGAGAACACCUCCGCAGUGUUCGAGGAUCACACCAUGCCCGCCAAUAGCUACCACGAUGCCUUGGCUGAUGCUGCUCCCCAGACCUCAGAGUUCAACAAGAUGCCCGUGCCGGUCAUGGGCGUUGCCUAUCCCGUGGACAUGUCCUACAUGGAGGAGGAAGAGAACGAGGCAGCGGCAGCAGGCGGCUACGGCCAGCUGAGCAGCGGCUCCUACGAGGCGAACACCGAGUCCAACUAUCAGAAGCUGUCCACUGUCCAAACGGAGCAGCCCCAGCCCGUCCCCACCUACGUGCGCCCCACGACCAAUGCCAACAAGCCCAAUCGUCCCGUUGCCUCGUACAUCGGCAUGGUCACGAUGCAGAACUACAACCAGCAGCAGCAGCACCAACAGCCAUCGGGAGGCGACCAAUACCAAUCCCAGCUGCCCGCGGAGGUGUCUGUGUCCUCGCACACCACAAAAGUGCAGGAGCAGUACGACGAGACCUCGCACGGCUAUCAGCCGCAGACGACCACGCCUGGUUAUGCCUCCUCCACCCAACUGGCAGCCCAGUUGGCCUCCCUGCCGCAGCGUCCGCAGUGCGACAGUGUCCUGGAAGAUACUGCAUCCUCGGAGCGUCCCGUGCUGAUCACGGCCAGUCCCAGACCCCGGCCCAAGCCUAGCACAAAGCGGCCGGGCGUGAAGCGACCCAUCAGCCAGGAGAACCCCAAAAAGAAGCCACAUCCCCAGGCCAGCAGCAGCUACGAUUCCGGAGAAUCACCCAUCACGCACAUCCAGAUCAAGAAACCCUCGUCCAGCUACAACAAGGACCAGGAGACGCAACAGUCUGGCUAUCCCAGGCCAGCAGUCGGAGCGGGCUACGAUCAGACCACAGCAUCGACGACAGUGACCAGCUACGAUGAGCCAGCACGUCCGGGCAUCAACUAUGAUCAGCCAGAUCCACCCUCGGCUCCAGCCUCCGGCUCCGGCUACGAUCAGCCAGAGGCUCCAACCUCCAGCUACGGGCAAGGCCAACCAGCGCCAUCCCUGAGCUACAAUGAGCUGUCGGUGGCCAGUUCUCCGGGUCGCCAGCCCUCCACAUCGAAGCCGAUUGCCACCAGCUAUGUGACCGGACCCAGCACUCCCCGUCCGCCUGCCACCGUGGACUACCACUACGACAACGUUCCGCCCCUGUUCAUGGCCGACGACAAGUUGGACGCGUUCAUCCAGAGCACGGUGGAGAAUAUUGUGGGCUCCACACCGGGCAACUAUCGGCCGCCGCUGGUGGCAACUGCAUCGACGCCAGCCUACGCACAGCGACCCACAAGCAGCAGUGGCACCUACGGAGGCCACAAGAAGCCUGGUUUCGUCCAGAUCAAUGGCUCACCGAGACCGCCGCGUCCGACGGUGCUGAUCACGCCCAAGCCCAUGGCUAUCAACAACCUGGCCUCCACCACAGGGGGCUCGUUUGUGUACAACCAGAUAGUGACCCGACGACCAGGAGGUGCACCGGUUAGCUCCAACGACUUCGAGGAUCCGGGCUACUUUGGCGGCAGCCCCGCGCACGUGUCCUUCACGCAGUCCUCAACGGAAUCGUCUUACGCCGUGCCCUCAGACGACAAGCCCGCUUUCCCAGGAUACUUCGGGCCAACGCCUUCGUAUCCGGCCUUCUCGGUGCCCGGAGAGAAGGUGGGCCAGAAUGUGAUGGAGGAGACCUACACCUCGCCGAACGAUUUUGUCAACUUCCCGCCGGUGCGCAACCCGAAUCUGAACAUGUCCGCCGCCUCCAGCGCCGUGACCAGUGACCUGGAUCUCUCCACGCCCGCCUUCGUCGAGGAUGUGGUGCUGAAGGACAAGAUGCACACGCUGGUCCACAAGCUGGUGGCCUCGCUCCAGGGCAACUCCGAGGCUCUGGCCGACAUGAUUGACGAGCCUACGGGCAACAACUCCGCCGCCACGUAUCAGGCGGGAGCUGGGGCUGGAGGAGCAACCACUGCCACCCGCAAGCCCACGCGAAAGCCCGUGAGAGUGGCCUCCACUGCCAAGCCUAAGGCCACCACCAAGAAACCCGUGACUCGAGUCUCCACCAAAGCCCCCAACAAGAAGGCAUCGGCUAGCAGCACCACCCGCAAGCCAGGCGGAACUCGGCGCACCACCCUGGCCCCCAAGACGACCGUCAGCACCAGAAAACCGGGCGCCCCGAAGAAGCCCACAAAACGCGUGAGCAGCACCGUGAAGACGACGACCGUGAGCUCGGCCCGGCCCGCCGACGAUGAGAUCGUGGACGAGGAGGACGAGGAGGAUGUCAAUCCGAAUCCCAGCGACAACGAAAUCGAUCAGGGAUCGACGCUCAGCUCCUACGGCGGAACGAAUGGCCGCAAGAUCCAAUGCGGCGUCCGACCCCACGUCAAGUCCGGCCGCAUUGUGGGCGGCAAGGGCUCAUCCUUUGGCGCCUUUCCCUGGCAGGUGCUGGUCCGCGAGUCCACCUGGCUGGGCCUGUUCACAAAGAACAAGUGCGGCGGUGUCCUGAUCAACAGUCGCUAUGUCGUCACCGCUGCCCAUUGUCAGCCUGGCUUUCUGGCCUCUUUGGUGGCCGUCAUGGGCGAGUUCGAUAUCUCCGGCGAUUUGGAGAGCAAACGUUCUGUUACCAAGAACGUGAAGCGCGUCAUCGUCCACCGUCAAUACGAUCCGGCCACGUUCGAGAACGAUUUGGCUCUCCUGGAGAUGGACAGUCCUGUGCAGUUCGAUACCCAUAUAGUUCCCAUUUGCAUGCCCAAUGAUGCGGCGGACUUCACUGGACGCAUGGCUACAGUGACCGGCUGGGGGCGUCUCAAGUAUGGCGGCGGUGUGCCCUCCGUCUUGCAGGCAGUGCAGGUGCCGGUUAUCGAGAACAGCGUGUGCCAGGAGAUGUUCCACACCGCUGGCCACAACAAGAAGAUUCUCAACUCGUUCCUGUGCGCUGGCUAUGCCAAUGGCCAGAAGGACUCGUGCGAGGGUGACAGUGGCGGUCCGUUGGUGUUGCAGCGUCCCGACGGGCGCUACGAGCUAGUCGGAACCGUUUCGCAUGGCAUCAAGUGUGCGGCGCCAUACCUGCCCGGUGUCUACAUGCGCACCACCUUCUACAAGCCCUGGUUGCGCAGCAUAACAGGAGUCAAAUAA